AUAUCAGUGUGGUUCUCUUCACAAAUACUUAAUUCCAUGAUUCGGUUAGUAGUCAGGUGAACUCGGAACGUAGACUCCGAGCAUGGGACCGAAAAAGAUCGAGAAGACAUGGGUCCCGAUAGCGAUAAGCUGCCUCUUGUGUCUACUCUUCUUCGCUAUUUCCUUCAACAUGGGCCUAGUCGUCUCGUUCCAAUCCGUUAGUUCGAUCCUAUCGGUUUUCCCUCUAUCAACGAACUUCACGAUCAGAUCAUGCGAGUCCCGGCUGGACAACAAGGAUUCUGAGGCAUCCUUGAACUACGCAAUCCCUCGUUUCGCGUACUUCUUGUACGGGUCGAAGGGUGACCUGGACAAGCUAUGGAGGACUCUCCAGGUGCUGUAUCACCCGAGGAACCAUUACCUCUUGCACCUGGACCGUGAGUCACCGUUGGAGGAGAGGUCGGAGCUCGAGUCCAGGGUGGAGAACGACCCGAUCAUGGCGAAGGUCGGGAACGUCCAAAUGAUCAAGAAUGCGAACAUGGUGACCUACAGGGGACCCACCAUGGUCUCGAAUGUCCUCCAUGCUUGUGCCAUUUUUCUCAGGAGCACUAAGGACUGGGAUUGGUUCAUCAACCUCAGCGCCUCAGAUUAUCCUCUUGUAACUCAAGAUGAUUUGCUCCACACGUUCUCGAAUAUAAGCCGGAACUUGAACUUCAUCGAGCACACGAGCCACCUGGGUUGGAAAAGAGAAAGACGCGGAAAACCCUUGUUCAUAGAUCCGGGGCUAUACUCCGCAACCAAGUCGGACGUAUUGGAGCUCAAGGAGAGGAGAGCAUUGCCAACUGCAUUUAAGUUGUUUACUGGCUCGGCAUGGAUGGUUCUCUCUCGAUCGUUCGUGGAAUACUGCAUCUGGGGUUGGGACAACCUGCCUAGGACUCUUCUAAUGUACUACACCAACUUCGUCUCGUCUGCAGAAGGAUACUUCCAGACGGUCAUCUGCAACAGUCCCGAGUUUGUUCACACUGCCAUCAACCACGACCUUCACUACAUCUCCUGGGACAGGCCGCCGCGUCAGCAUCCUCGGACUAUCACUCUCAGGGACCUUCCCAGGAUGAUCGAGCUUAAUGUUCCUUUUGCCCGGAAGUUCGGGCAGGAACACAUGGUGGUUAUGGAUAAGAUUGACAGAGAUCUGCUAGGCCGGAAGAAUGGCAGCUUUACGCCAGGUGGCUGGUGUGUAGGCGAGAACUGUUCGGACGUUGGAGACCCGACGAGCCUCAGGCCUGGUGCUGGAGCCCUGAGGCUGAGGGCCAUCAUGGCUAGGCUGCUGGCUAACCAGACGGGUCAAAACUACUGUAAAGUGUGAACCAGGCGUUCUUAAAUCUCACGUUCCUAGAUUUCUGACAUUUAUACGGAGAAGACAUUUUUCCUUUACUCUUCUUCAUAAUCAAGCAAUGUAAAGCAUAAUCUUUCCCACAUGCAUACAAUAAAAAAAAAUUAAAAAGAGAGAGAGAGAAUAAUCUUUAGUAUCAAUUACGUAAUUCAUUUUCCAAUGGAGAAUAACAUCUUAAGAAUAAAUUUUUUCUUCAUAAGA
Messenger RNA from Punica granatum (pomegranate), 1567 nucleotides. The record is from RefSeq and is a predicted model, not a curated record. NCBI's taxonomy places the organism in Eukaryota, Viridiplantae, Streptophyta, Magnoliopsida, Myrtales, Lythraceae.